Messenger RNA from Plasmodium gonderi, 921 nucleotides. Its product is annotated as variable surface protein. NCBI's taxonomy places the organism in Eukaryota, Apicomplexa, Aconoidasida, Haemosporida, Plasmodiidae. The coding region runs from base 1 to 921 and encodes 306 amino acids. The transcript is spliced from 3 exons. The record is from RefSeq and is a predicted model, not a curated record.
AUGCCUGAAAAUAUAAUUGCUAGUGAUGAUUUCAAUUAUAUGGAAAUAUUUCCAACAUGUAUCAAUGAGUUUAAUAGAGCCAAAAGUAAUAAUACCUAUUCCUGGUUAAAUGAUGCUUAUAACCAGUGCACACAAAUUAAAUGGAAAUUAAAUAUAGAAGGAGAUUCUUUUAAUAGGUAUUGUACAGAUCUGAUAUAUUAUUUAAAUUAUAUAAAUGACAAUCUAGGAAUUAAUAAAAAUGCGAACUGUAAAUAUUUCAAUUAUUUGCUAAAGUAUAUUACAGAUAAAUUUAAAGUCAUAUGUGAUGGAGAAGAAAAUUGUUACGAAGAAAUGAUAAAAUCAAACAUCAGUAAUAUUCCUGGAAUGCCUAAUACAUGUGUUCAAUAUGUUAAAAAUAUUAAUAAUGAUACAUUUGAAAUAUUAAAGAAACUUGAUAAACUAUAUGAAAGUCUUAAAUUACUAGGAACUGAAAAAUAUACAUGUCCGUAUGACAGUGAAUGCUAUGACAUAUAUAAGGAACUUUCAAAAAAAUGUACAAACGAAAGUAAUAAAAAUUUUUGUGAAUUAUUAGAAAAAUUCAAAAAUAUACAUGUUAAUGAUGUAGAUGAUGUAGAUGAUGAAGGUGAUGUUGGUGAUGUAGAUGAUGAAGAUGAUGUAGAUGAUUUAGAUAUUGUAGAUGUUGUAAAACGAACUCAUUCUUCCUCUUACAAACAUAUUCGCGCUAUUUUUUUAACUCUAACUUUUACAAUAUUUUACACGCCUUAUGGAUCAGUACUGCAUGAAGUGCUGAGAAAAUUAAAGAAACUGUUUAUGAAAAAUAAUAAAGAACGUCUUUCAUUACUGGAUUCAUGCGAAAGAUCAUAUAAUAAUUCUAUUGAACAUGGAUAUAGAAUAGAAUAUGGUUCAGAAGACUACGUCUAA